Messenger RNA from Fusarium verticillioides 7600, 3119 nucleotides. RefSeq lists its product as hypothetical. The coding region runs from base 657 to 1709 and encodes 350 amino acids. The transcript is spliced from 5 exons. The record is from RefSeq and is a predicted model, not a curated record. Gene Ontology annotation, molecular function: RNA binding. NCBI's taxonomy places the organism in Eukaryota, Fungi, Ascomycota, Sordariomycetes, Hypocreales, Nectriaceae.
CUUAAACUCGACUUGCUUUUCACCUACGUACCAGCACCUACUUUUGUUCAGGUAGGUACCUCAGCCUCAGCAAUCAUCGCUUCCAGGCAACAGUCCAGGCUGUCCCCUGCUAGUGGAGGUUAGGUAGUUAGUUGCCUCGCUGACGGGCAGCGCCAACGUUGCCCUUGUCCCUAUCAAUUUCCAACCAAACACGGGCAAGAACGCACGCCUCGAUUCAUCAUCCGUCCCCAUCACCAGACCCAUCCACUUCCAAGCCGUCUCGUCUGGUGCUGUUUGCCCAUCACCAUCACGUACGUUUGACCUUUGGCCCAACCGAAGUCUUUCUACUUGGCCAACGAAUCUAGAGAUUUCUUUGUUCUUUCUCGUUGUUGCACAGCAUUCUCAAUAGAACCGCUGCCAACAUAGUUGCCGUAUUCCCAGGCCCUCCUUUUUAUCCUCGUUUUAUCACACUUAUUAAUUCUCGGCUUUGCUGCCUUGCGGCGCCUUUGGCUUUCCCUUUCCCCUUACGCCGACUUUUUUUUUUCUCCCUUCUUCAACAUCGCCUCUUCACCAAACCAGCCUGCGCGUGAGCUAUUCAUCGUCAGCCACCGCACCUAAACCAUUUCUGGCCUCCUUGUCUAUUUUCUAUCUUUCCAGACAAAACCAAAGCAAUAGAGAUGGCUACCACCGCGAUGGAUUACGAGGCUGCCAAUGGCGACCGGUACGAAGAUGAGGCUCCUCGAUAUGAGCGCGACAACCGCAGUGCUUCGCCUCGCCCUCGUGACGACAACGAAGGUAGCCGCCGUCGCUCCGCCUCACCCGGCGGCCAUGGUGACAGCAACAUGAAGGACGUGUCUGCCUCCCGGGACGACGAUGAUGGUGCUAUCAACCCUGGGUCCAACCUCUUUGUCACAGGUAUCCACCCCAAGCUUUCCGAAGCUGAGGUUUCCAAGAUGUUUGAGAAAUAUGGCGAUGUUGAGAAGUGCCAAAUUAUGCGUGACCCGCACACCAAAGAGUCUCGCGGAUUUGGCUUUGUCAAGAUGGUCACAUCUGAACAAGCCGAAGCUGCUAAAGAGGGUCUUCAGGGCGAACAGAUCGAGGGUCGCACUUUGAGCAUUGAGAAGGCCCGCCGAGCCCGCCCUCGUACCCCGACUCCUGGCAAAUACUUUGGCCCACCCAAGCGAGAGCCUCGUCCUGGACGUUACGAUGAUCGCCGACGUGGUGGUUACGGUGGUGGCGGCGGCGGUGGCGGUUACGGCCGUGAUGACCCUUACCGCUACCGUGGCUACGAUCGCAACUACGAGCGACGCUAUGAGGACCGUGGAGGUGGUUAUGGUGGCAGCAGCGGCGGAGGAGGUGGUGGUGGCCGCGACUAUGACCGCAGCUAUCGUGAUGAGCGUCGUUACGAGGAUCGAGGCGGCUAUGGUGGCCGCGACUAUGAUCGAGGCUAUGAACGCCGUGACCGUGACGAGGGCUACGGCCGUGAUCGCUACGGAGGAGGAGGCGGCGGAGGCGGUCGUGAAGAGCGAGACCGCUAUGGCCCUCGGGGAGGCCCUGGGGGUUCUGGCUAUGAACGUGGUGGUGAUCGAUACGAACGCGGAGGCGACCGAGAUGCUGCUCGAACUCGCGACCCAGCUGCCAGCGCCGGAGGAGCUGGUUAUGGCGAAUCCGCCUCUCGAUCUGAGGCACGCGAUACCUAUGGAGGUGCUCCCGAUCGUAACAUUCAGUAAACGCCUGAUGUUUGCCACGACUCGACUGAAAGAACAGUCUUUGGGAUCACACGUCCAUUCUCCUUUCCUCUACUAAACCCGUAACUUUGCUUGUUCAAUUUUCUUCUGUCAACUGUUAUUUACUCGUUGUUUUCUUAUCUUUCAUGGACCACAGCAGACUGAAUCGGGCUCUGCUCACACAGGAGUUUAGUGUGAUUGCGACAGUUAAGGGAUUGGAAUCAAAAAUGGGUACUCGGCCUGCGUCACUUGAGUUUUCUUGUUGCUGGUCAUCGGUUUCGCAACAAGGUCACAGAAGGACCACAUUUGGCAGCUUCCGGAUCUUUGCAAAUCAAACACUUCAUCAGUCAUCCAUCGCGUCUUCGACGACUUUAUGAUAGCUAUUGCCAGCACAACAUCAACCAGAUGUCGACUCCGGCCUAAUCGGUGAAUCACAUGGACUAUCAAACUCAACUUCGAAUGCGGCCUCGCGACUCAACUGCCUGCCCGUGCUGUCCUCGUAUCACAUACAUAUACUAUUAUGGGGUAUGCGAGACGGCCACUUGUGGCUGUUGCUCUGCUCUGCUCGUCCUGACUGACUUUAGUUAUUGACUCAGAGACGCCUGUAAAUGUUUCACCCACCGCCAAUCAAAUCACACAUCGCUGUAAAACAACUUGACACCCCCUACAACUCUGACAAGCAAUCAAUGAAACCGCUAUCGCUAGGCUCACGCGUGGGGUUUAGAAUGUUUCUCGGCUUUCAGCGAUUCGGUACACGAAGUCCUCUCAAUCACCGUCUGCUCACCAAGCUCCCCCAACAUACCCCUGGGAUUAUGAUUCUCAGCAAACUUGUCGCCAACACCCAGUCUAAUUCUUGCAAAACCACAGGACUGGACCCGUGUACUGGUAAGGACUGCAAGUUGUGAUCCUGCUGACUGAAUGGUAGGGUGAUCCCCCAAACUGGAUAUAUUCAUAUACGAGAGUAACCGCCGAUGUUUUCGCUGCCAAAAGUCCAAACAGUGAGUUGGGCCAACGCUCCUUUGAGGGCUGACUUGAACAAGAGUCGUAGCUAUGCGGAAAUGCUACUUCAAUUUCCCAUCACUCAAUAGGGGUUACAAAGGAGCAUACAUGCGUCCGUGGAGCUUCCAUCUAGCGAUGCAUGCAUUUGACUGUGCGUUGUAUUCAUUUCAAAGAACAUCGAGAAGUUGGCUGUAAUGAACAGCUGCCACAGAAGCAUUCUCCCAACUAGUUUCAGUUUAUUAUUUUGUAAAUAUUCGUGUUAUUAACCCUCUUCCCUUGAUGCGCCUGACGUCCCCACGCUUAUUCAGCUCGGUAUUUUGACCUGUUGGUCACUUUUGGGACAGUUAUAGCUUCGUAUUCUAUGUGUAAGUGAGAAACGAAAUAGGGAUGAUUCCCUCAACUGUUAGUGAGGAC